Centropristis striata (black sea bass) is the source of this 2543-nucleotide messenger RNA. RefSeq names its product TNFAIP3 interacting protein 2 (gene tnip2). Bases 112 to 1713 code for a protein of 533 amino acids. Gene Ontology annotation, molecular function: K63-linked polyubiquitin modification-dependent protein binding. The record is from RefSeq and is a predicted model, not a curated record. Gene Ontology annotation, biological process: regulation of transcription by RNA polymerase II; cellular response to lipopolysaccharide. The transcript is spliced from 6 exons. NCBI's taxonomy places the organism in Eukaryota, Metazoa, Chordata, Actinopteri, Perciformes, Serranidae.
UUAUAUUCGACAUUUGCGCCUCUUUGUUUUCUUUACCAUGUGUGCCAGCAGGCUAUAAAACCCCUUUUUUUACCUCCUCAAUGACGGUCGACAGUGAGUCUCUAGCAGGCAAUGCUCAUUGACGCUCAAAAAAGUCCACGGGGAAGUUCCCUAGGAAAUCCCCCAAAGACUGAUCGGGCAUAUUAUUCUCGACACCACCGAUGCGCCAAAUCUUCAAAACAGUUGACCUGCUCGGUUCGUUUUCUAAAAGACACAGGAGCGAGAAGCAGAUGCGUCAAAUGCUGGAUUAUUAAAACACCAAUCUGUCUGUCAAAAUCUACUAAAAAGCCAAACAUGGAUAACGUCAGUAUAAACACGGAUAAUGACGCGCUGAAAGACAAACUGCGGAGCUACAGCACACUGAAUACUUUGUAUCAUGAGACGCGGCAGGAAAUCGACCUCCUCAACAAGCAGGUUUAUGUUAAAGACAAUAUAAUUGCAGAUUUAAAAGCGAGGCUGGGGAGGUAUGAGAAGAUCUACAUGACCGUGGGAGAUAACGAGUCUGUGGUCAUAGGGCCGUCCAAGUCUCUGCUGGAGAGUCUGUGUAAAGAAAUAUGCAAGCUGAAACAGAAGAGGAACGAUAUGGAGUUCAAGGCAUCUCGGCAAACAGAGGAGAUCCAGAGGCUGAACGUGCAGCUCCGGGAGAAGGAGCUGGAGCUGGAGAGCGUCAGGUGUCAGCCGGACCACGAGAAGGACCAGGAGAUCCACAGGCUGCGGGUGGCCCUGGAGGAGCGGGAGCGCUCCGAGGCCACCAGGGCCGUGCUCUGUACCUCCCUGGCCGAGGAGGCUGACCAGCUGCGCAGCCAGCUCGGAGCAACGGUGAAGGUGUGCCAGGAUCUGCUGGCCAGGCUGGAGAAAGACAAAAAAGGAGGGGAAGUGGAGGAGGUGGCUCAGCAGCAAAACUCUAAGGAGAUGACAGAUUCCUCUGAAAUGAGUGGUGUAAAUGCCCAAAUCUGUCAACUUCAGGAGGAAAAUCAACAGCUAAAGCAGCGAGUGGCAUAUGUACAAAGUCUGAAUUCUCAGUGGCAGAAGUACGACUCCAGCAGGGAGGACUAUAUCAGGGGUUUGUGUCAGAGGCUGAAGGAGACCUCUGGGCAGGGCUUGAUGCCUGGGCUGGGCUCUAUAAACACGGGGUUGCUGCAUCAGGAGAUCUCCAGGCUCAACGGCUUACUGGAGGACAAGAUGAUAGAGUGUGCACGUCUGGGUAGAGAAGUGGAGGAGAUAAGGAGGCACGAUAAAGAGCGCAUCCAGACUCUGGAGCAGCAGGUCCUCAUCUAUGCCGAUGACUUUAAGUCGGAGCGUGCAGACAGAGAGCGAGCACAGGGUCAGAUCCUGGACCUGAGGGAGCAGAUGCAUCAGUUAAAACAGCAGCUACACAAACAGCAGGGAGCCAGCAGCAGAGAGAGCAGAGAAGUGGUCCCCAUGUGUCGUGUGCACAUAGGACACAGGAUCAGCUCAAGGCGACAAAGGGACUCCUCAGAGCCUCUGUUGAGGGCCACUGUUGCUGAGUUGCAGCAACAGCCCGCAGCUGCAGCAGCAGCAACAACACCCAGCCCCCCAUGGAACGAAUGCCUGGGUCUGUCAGAGCUGCAGUGCCCACAGUGCCUCGCCACGUUCAGCGAAAGGGACGCUGCAGAGUACCUGAACCAUUGUGAAGAGUGCGCCAAACUAUAAACGGAACGACACUCAUUUUGGAAAAGACACUUGCUGACAGUAAGCGAACACUGAAGAGCAGCACUACACGACAGAAAAAAUAACGUAAGCGGAGUUUCCAAAUCGGAGACACUUGACUACAAAUGAAAGAACUGACUUGAGAUGUUUGUACAUAGUGAAGCAAAACUGUACAACCCAAAGUUCCCCUGUCGCAAGAGAAAUGAGUUCAUCAGUCUGCAUAGUUAAAUAUCCAGUGUCAGGUUCUUAGUGUUCUCCUGUGGCAAUACAGGAGAUUAUUGUGGGGGGAAAGUGGCUGCAAAUGCAAUAUAUCAAAUAUCAUAUACCUCAGUGUGUCAAAUUACAAACAUGUUGCACUUUUUUUGACAUUUAGCCAAAAACUGAAUCACAUGAUUAAGAGAUUCAUGACACAUAAGCUUCUUAUUUUGGAUAAUGUGGUGCUAUAAGUUGUUUAUUUUAUUUUUUUUGAUUGAACUUUACAUAUUUCUGUCCUGUAAAUUAUAUAUUCUUAAAAACAGAUUUAAAAUAUAUAACUAUUAUAUUAAUAUUUAUUCUCUUUGCAUAAAUAAUUGGAAAAGGCAGAGCAUUUUAAGUGUAAUGUUUUGUUGCCUUUUUCUUCCACCAAAGCCAUGAAAUGUUUUUUUUUUCCUGGUGAACUUUUGGGAUCAAAAAUGUUAAGUACAUCACAACUGGAAAAAAGAAAAAUGUUUUUAAUAUUUGUAACAGUGUAUGUAAAGGUUGCAUCCUAACUGACAAUAAUAUGCUUAUUUUUUGGAGAUCUUGUGCUGUUUUUCUUGAGCUGGCACAUUAUUUUUGUAAUAAAAGACUGUUUA